AUGGCAUUGCCCCUCUGCCUGAUCCUCGCUGUCACCCUGCAGGAUGGCCUGACCCAGGCGCCGGGACCCCUGGCGCGCCCCGGUCCCGGCCCCCUGAUCCUGCGGCUGCGGCGCCUGGAAGAGCAGUUUCUCCGGCUCCAGGAGGUGACGCUGAGCCAUCUCCAGAGCAUCGCCAGCAACUACAACAUCUCCUAUAACAUCGAUGGGCGCUUCCAGGAGCUGGCGGAGCUGGCGGAGGCGGCUGUCGCUGCCCGGGCCGCCCUGGGUGCCGAGCUGGCCCGUCUGGCCACCACUGGCCGGCGGCUGCACCGCCGGCUGAAGCGGCUGGAGGGGACAGUGAGUGCCCUGAGCCCACUGCACCGCCCGGCCGCCCACCCACCAGGUGCACCGGUGGAGACUGGCACUAAGCCACAGGGCCUGCUGGACACUGCCCGGAGCCGGGACAGCCACCUGAAGCAGGAGCCAUCGCGCCAGGCUGCCCCCAGCACCCCCAGCCCUCGGCGCCCAAAGACGAGGCGGUGGCAGCAGCGCCGGCAGGAGGAAGGGCACUGGCUGCCGGCUGAUGCCAGGCCUGGUGGAGAACCCACGGAACACGCAGAGAUCCCUCAUGAUGCAGCACCGGCACCCCAGCCCACGGCACCGGUGCUCCCCCCCGUGACUACGGUCCCCCGAGAGCAGCCCCCAGCCCUCCAGCAGCCAGAGGAGGGCAGGUACGGCCCCCUUUCCCCUGUGCCCACCUCCCCUGCCUGCCGGGCCGGUGCCGUGCUGCUCUUCCCCAACACCUCCGCGGGGCACGGGGCUGUCCUGGCGCUGGGGCCACACCGGGGGCUGCGGGCACUGUCGCUCUGCUCCUGGCUGGCCACUCCAGCCCCCCGCCUCGGUGCCCUCCUCUCCUACUCCACUCAGUUGGGCCGCAGCGAGCUGGCCCUGCGUGGCCGUGGCGGGGAUGUCCCCGGCUCCGCACGCUUCAUCCUGGGGGACGGGCAGUUCCGGGAGCUGCCGGUGCAGCCGCUCCUGGGUGGCGAGUGGCACCACCUGUGCCUCACCUGGUCCUCCAGCCAGGGCCGGUACCGCUUCUACGUGGACAGGCGGCUGCUGGCCGCCGGCUCCGGCUUCCAGCAGGGCUAUGAAAUUCCCGCUGGGGGCUCGCUGGUGCUGGGCUGGGAGCAGAACGGCCCCAGCAGGGACUUCGGCAAUUUUGUGGGUCACCUGGCUGGCUUCGCUCUCUGGAGACGGGCUCUCCUGCGGCUGCUGGCCGCCGGCUCCGGCUUCCAGCAGGGCUAUGAAAUUCCCGCUGGGGGCUCGCUGGUGCUGGGCUGGGAGCAGAACGGCCCCAGCAGGGACUUCGGCAAUUUUGUGGGUCACCUGGCUGGCUUCGCUCUCUGGAGACGGGCUCUCCUGCCCGGGGAGGUGGCCAGAAUGGCAACCGGGCGGGGGCUGCCCCGCGGCCCUCUCCUCACGCUGGGUGAUGCCUCCCUGCGGGGCGGGGUGCACAGGGUGGCGUGUCCCUGCCUCCAGCACUGCCCGUGA
Messenger RNA from Empidonax traillii (willow flycatcher), 1530 nucleotides. RefSeq names its product pentraxin-4-like. Bases 1 to 1530 code for a protein of 509 amino acids. The record is from RefSeq and is a predicted model, not a curated record. NCBI's taxonomy places the organism in Eukaryota, Metazoa, Chordata, Aves, Passeriformes, Tyrannidae. The transcript has 3 exons.